CUGCAAAAAAAAUUAGGAAACAAAACCCCCCCCAAAAAAAAGGGGGUGAAGGAAGAGAUUUCAGCAUCUCCUUCCCUUCUUACCAAUGGAAAAUCCCUUCUUAUCCUGCAACACCAAAUACCCAGUCCCAACUCUCCUCUUCAAACACCAAAACCCGCCUCAAAUCCCUGCAAAUUCCAUCAGAACCACCUCCUCACUCCCCCAAAACUCCACACUAAAACCAUUACAAUCACCCCCGCCUCCAAACCCCAACACCGCCGACCGCCAACUGAACCGCCUCCGCCGCCAUGGGAAGCUCCAAGAAGCCAUCUCUGCCCUGGAACAGGGGCCCCCCAUCCGGCAGAGAACCUACACUUCCUUGCUCCAGUCCUGCAUCGACUCGGACUCCAUUGAGGAGGGACGGAGGCUUCACGCAUCGAUUGCGUUGGUGCGCGACCCAAAUCCCUUCGUAGAGACCAAACUUGUCAGCAUGUAUGCGAAAUGUGGCAGCUUGGAAGAAGCCCGCCGCGUGUUCGACGGAAUGCCUGAGAGGAACCUCUUCACCUGGUCGGCGAUGAUCAGUGGCUAUUCUCGGGAGCAAAGGUGGCAAGAGGUUGUCGACCUCUUCUUUCAGAUGAUGCAUGAAGGUGUGAGUCCUGACUGCUUCUUGCUUCUGAAAGUUCUACAGGCGUGUGCAAAUACUGGGGAUUUGGAAACCGGGAGGUUGUUGCACUCCCUUGCGGUCCGAGGGGGGCAUUUGGACUCAGUGGAGGGGACCCAUCUGAGCAAUUCGGUGUUGGCGAUGUAUGCUAAGUGUGGCGAAUUGAGCAUGGCAAGGAAGAUUUUUGAGAAUUUGGGUGCAAAGGAUCGGGUGACAUGGAAUUCGAUUAUAUCUGGGCAUUGCCAUUGGGGUGAAAAUGAAGUGGCCCUUCAGUUUUUUGAACGGAUGAGAGCUGAAGGAGUUAAACCGAGCAUGGUUACAUGGAAUAUAUUGAUAGCAAACUAUAUGCAGUCUGGUAGUCCUGAGCUUGCAAUGGAACUUAUGGAGCAGAUGGAGAGUUAUGGAGUCGUCCCGGAUGUCUUUAGUUGGACUAGCUUGAUUUCAGGUUUUGCUCGGAACAAUAGGUUUAGUGAAGCAUUGGAUAUUUUUCAGAAGAUGCAACUCUCUGGGGUGGAACCAAAUGGCAUGACCAUUGCAACUGCUAUCUCGGCUUGCACCUCUUUGAAGGCUCUGAGCAAGGGAAAGGAGCUCCAUUCAUAUGCUGUUAAGAUAGGAAGUGCAGGCAGUGUUUUGGUGGCCAAUUCAUUGAUUGAUAUGUAUGCAAAAUGUGGGAGACUUGUAGAUGCUGAGAAUGUCUUUGACCAAACAGCAGAAAAAGAUGUCUUCACUUUGAAUUCAAUGAUUGGAGGCUAUGCACAAGCCAGAUAUUGUGGUAAAGCCUAUGAUCUCUUCUCGAAGAUGGAGAGUUUAGGCAUCCGGCGAAAUGUGGUAACUUGGAAUGCAAUGAUUUCUGGGUACAUUCAAAAUGGUGAUGAGGACCGAGCCAUGGAACUUUUCCAGAGGAUGGAGAUCGAUGGAGUCAGGAAGAACACGGCUUCAUGGAAUACUCUCAUUGCAGGUUCCUUGCAUAAUGGCCAUGCAAAUAAAGCCCUAAGGAUAUUUAGACAAAUGCAGUUGAAUUCUGUAAGGCCCAAUAUAGCUACCAUCCUUAGCAUCCUUCCAGCUUGUGCAAAUUUAGUAUCAGCUUGGAAGGUAAGGGAGAUCCAUGCUUGCAUAUUGCACAAUAAUUUGCAAACUGAGAUCUCGAUUGCAAAUUCUCUCAUAGAUGCGUAUACAAAAUCUGGUGAUUUAGGCAGUGCUCAAGUGGUAUUUAAUGGCCUUUCAUUGAGGGAUCUGAUCUCCUGGAACUCGAUGAUUGCAGGCUCUGUUCUGCAUGGAUAUUCUCUUGUUGCAAAGGAUCUAUUUGAUCAGAUGAAAGAGGAAGGCGUGAAGCCAAACCGAGCAACAUUUUUGAGUAUGAUCAAUGCCUAUAGUCUUGAGGGAAUGGUAACUGAAGGAAAGGAACUCUUCUCUAGCUUGGUAGAAGAACACCAGCUUGCUCCAGGCUUAGAACAUUAUGCUGCAAUGGUAGAUCUCUUUGGUCAUUCUGGUAGACUUGAAGAAGCUUCCAAUCUUAUUGAGAAGAUGCCAAUUGAGCCUGACUCUACUGUCUGGAAUGCAUUGCUUGUUGCAGCCAGAAUCUAUGGCAAUGUCAGGCUAGCAAAUCUUGCAGCAGAACGUUUGGUAAAAUUGGAACCGAGGAAUCCCAGUAUUCACAGGCUACUAUCAAAAAUACAAGCAUUAUGUGGGAAGCAGAGUGGCAUGUUAAAACGGAGAAAGCCUAGGAAGGAUAGCAAACUUGAUAGUUCUCUUAGUUGUUGCUGGAUUGAAGUUCGAAAUAAGGUGUACAGCUUUGUAACAGGUGAGCAAGCUCAUGUAGAUUUGGAAAAUAAGUUCGCUGGAUUAAAUGGCAAUUCAGUUGAUGUCGCGGUAGCACCACCUGCCUUUUAUGAUAAUAGGCUUGAAAUUGAGGAAGAAGAGGAAGAGACUGAUGGCAUACACAGUGAGAAGCUAGCUAUUGCUUUCGCCAUUUCCAACUCGCCAACAGUUAGAAGCAUACGAAUAAUCAAGAGUGUAAGAAUGUGUACAAAUUGCCACAAUGCUUGUAAGUUCAUUUCAAAGGUAUAUCGGCGUGAAAUAUUGAUUAAAGAUCCCAAGUGUUUGCACCAUUUCAAAGAUGGGAAGUGUUCUUGUAGAGAUUUCUGGUGAAUCAGAAGAAGAAAACAAGAUAUCCUACUCUGCUAAUUAUUUGAAGUACAAAUUUUAUAGGCUGGGUUUUUUCUUCAAGUCUAGCUCAGAAGCUUGUGCAUUUGUUUUUGUAAUGUCUGCUAGAAAGUCUUGCUAAAAUCUUGGUUGACAGACUCAAGCUUUGGCUCCCUGCAUUUUUCUACUAAGGAGAGUGCAACUGAUGCCGAAAGGGAUGUUGGUAACCAAAAAAUAAAAAAACUUGUGGCCUAAGCAGUCCAGCAUGCUACAGUUACAAGACAAGUCUCUGAUGAUUAACCAACAUGGGAAAUGCAUGAGUAGUUGAGAUACAAGGGACCUUUUUUUUUCCUGGAGUCAAGAAGGAGAAAAUCAUCAAAAUCUAUCUACUUAGAAUAUUUGAAAAUAUAAAGUUGGCAAGUAUAAUUGCUAUUCUAAUUAUAUUAUUUGUUUAAAUCUGAAUAGAGAAAAUGGAAAUUGCCACUGAUAUUCUCAUUAUAUAUGGCCCUUAGAAUGAAAUAAUGGGUUAGUGAUUGCUUCAAUCAAAA
Molecule: messenger RNA, 3330 nt
Organism: Phoenix dactylifera (date palm)
Lineage: Eukaryota; Viridiplantae; Streptophyta; Magnoliopsida; Arecales; Arecaceae
Product: Pentatricopeptide repeat (PPR-like) superfamily protein
Biological process (GO): RNA modification
Molecular function (GO): RNA binding; zinc ion binding; protein binding
Source: RefSeq, a predicted model, not a curated record